Molecule: messenger RNA, 913 nt
Organism: Lindgomyces ingoldianus
Lineage: Eukaryota; Fungi; Ascomycota; Dothideomycetes; Pleosporales; Lindgomycetaceae
Exons: 4
Coding region: 180-809 (209 amino acids)
Source: RefSeq, a predicted model, not a curated record
CUCGACUUCUCUCUCACCAACCUUCCUAAACGUCUUCUUCGUUACUUGAAGCUUUCCUCUAAACGCGGCCUCGAACGAAGUUGCAUAGAACUUCUGCCUCGGUUAUCCUGGUCGCGAAUCACCGUGUACGCUAUAACCUGCGAAUUUCUUUCUCCGAUUAGUUUUCGGCGGACUCGCUCAUGUCAAUGUUGUUACCACGGACUCCUCUCCUUCGACGCGUUCUUUCCCUCCGCAGUAACCGAUUCAUCUUUGCGAUACAUAUAAGAAAAUAUUCACCAAUCGCAUCCCAUUCCUCAUUCCCAGCCACAUUGUAUCACUUCAAUCAAGGUCCAAGGUCUAAUCUUUUCGAUUAUGAUGCCGUUAGUCAGGAAUAUCGGGACACCAAGUAUGGGAGUGAUGGAGUCAAGUUAGCCACCGAUGGGCUUGUUCAUCCUGCAGUAUACCGAGACAUGCCAUUCGCUAAUGGAGCACUCUUCAUGCCAAAUACAUUUAAUAUGCAAGAACACGUGCGGAUGUUUUAUGAUUACUACCUUGAGGAUGUUGAGGGUGGCAAAAGCAUUGAGAAACCUCUUCUAUUUCGCAUUGCGAAAGGAACGCAGCUACCGACUAGCAUGACCUUAUUCAAUGACUUUGGAGCGACCUUUUCUCUACAACCUUCUCGUGGAAUUUCCUUGCAAAGCCUGAAUGAAACUUUGGACGAAUUCUAUUCAAAAUGUGCGGAGAAACACGACCUAGAUCAAUGGCUGAUCGAGCAUAAAUAUGCUGCUGCUAUAGAUGAUGCAAAAACUGAAAAGUGGAUGGGUGUUUAGUACUUGUGCUCAUAUUGCUGCUGCGAAAACUUGGGUUCUAGUGCACCUUGAUAGACAAUAGGGUUGGGUUUCACCGGGCUAUGAAAUAUAUUAUGAGAUGAUAU